Messenger RNA from Alternaria alternata, 871 nucleotides. RefSeq lists its product as hypothetical. The transcript is spliced from 2 exons. Lineage: Eukaryota; Fungi; Ascomycota; Dothideomycetes; Pleosporales; Pleosporaceae. Bases 270 to 734 code for a protein of 154 amino acids. The record is from RefSeq and is a predicted model, not a curated record.
GGGCCCGGAUGCGAAUGACUUAGGCGACGGUAGUUUGAGAAAGUCGCGCAACUGAAAAGGUACCUAAGUUAUCUUUCUUGGGUGCAAGCAGGAUCAUUCAUGGCUUCACGAGGCUUUGCAGGCCUGAAAGCGGCUUUCACUUUGGGUACAUGCCUACCCCUCGUGAGAAGCCCCGCUUUAGCCUCUCUCGACCCAAUCGCGGCUGAUCGACAAGACGUGGCUUUUGGGGUGUAGAGACACAUUCUUUCCUUUUUCCCGCCAUCGCAACAAUGAAAAACUACGUACGUAAGAUGAUGAUGGGCAGAAAGCCACUCGUGCUACCUAGUCAAAGCCCAAAAAAGUCUCGGACAAACAUUGGAGAAACACAGUGUAUUCCAAGAUCCAUAAUGAACACUGCGCCAAUCGUUGACAACAGAAGACAGGCUGUACGAAGCUGUGUGCCGCUGAGCUGCCAAGGUCACUCGGUCACGCACAGCCCCUUCGUUCUGGCCCCAUCAUCGGCUAUGUCCGGGGCAGUUCACGUUGUACAGGACCCAGAGCAAGUUCUAGGCUUCAGCAUUCAUGGAUGCACACUUCGAUGCAAAGUGAGCCAGAGAAGCGACAGCGGUGGAUGCUCGCUGGCUAAGAUCGCGCCACGCCCCACCUCACCGGUGACCUACCUUAUCAUAAUACGAGAAUAUAAGGCAAAAUCGGGGGUCAUCGCCCUUGAGAGUCGCGACGGUGGGAUGAAGUAAACAAUACGCGUGGAUGCCCAUAGGUGAAAGCUUCGCACCUUCCAGGAUUUGAUUUAGAUCGCUGUCUGGCUUCCUUUCGCAUUAGAGCUAUGCUUCAAUGCGCUACGAUCACUGGACUAUGCCCAUUGAUUCGUCGG